AACUUUUCUCGACAUAAAACUAUGAAUUCCUUCACCGUUAAUACUGAAACAAAAACUGUUCAAUACUUCCCUAACUUGGGUGAACCUCUCAUUAACGGAAGGUUUCCACAACAGUCUUUAGAUGAACAACCCAGUCAGGCUAUUGAAAAAACUCAAAGCCUAGCGGUAAAGGAAGAAGAAAGUGCUCAAAGCAUCUCUUCCGACGACCAAAAAGAGCACAGUCCUACUCCUUCGGCUUCUAAAACAACCUACACUUGCCACGUUUGUACACUUGUGGGAACACCACGAAAGCUGGGAACUGUGUCUCAAAUUCAACUUAACUAA
Messenger RNA from Dentiscutata heterogama, 324 nucleotides. NCBI's taxonomy places the organism in Eukaryota, Fungi, Glomeromycota, Glomeromycetes, Diversisporales, Gigasporaceae. The record is from the annotation of a GenBank genome assembly.